Molecule: messenger RNA, 1289 nt
Organism: Paramacrobiotus metropolitanus
Lineage: Eukaryota; Metazoa; Tardigrada; Eutardigrada; Parachela; Macrobiotidae
Product: probable transcriptional regulatory protein Pmob_0807
Exons: 1
Coding region: 204-1127 (307 amino acids)
Cellular component (GO): mitochondrion
Source: RefSeq, a predicted model, not a curated record
UCCGCAAGCACUUACCUCCGCGCUGAAGGCUUAGUUCGGAACCGUAGUAUUGCGUUGCGGAAAGUACUAGUAGUAUUGCGCGAGAUCCUGUGAAGUAAUUUUCUGAUUUUUAUCGAGACUUAUUUGUUGAUCAUGUUGUUUUAAUUUAUCGUUUACAUCUUAGAGUUUUGGAACAUCGUAUUGCAUUGCAUAGUUUUUCAAAGAUGUCCGUAACUGCAUAUGUCGGACAUCACGGGAUAUAUCCUCUGAGAACGGCUAUCUUUGUUAAGGAUGUUUUACGGUUUUGUCGCUUCUCUAAACAUUGGAACUGGACGGCGAUCCCCAACACAUUAUCUAGUCACCCAUCGCAACUUGGUACUUUUAUCACAGUGUCAAGGCAUUUCUCUUUGACUUCUAAAUGUGAUGCGGGACAUAGUCACUGGAAGAAUAUACAGCACAUAAAAGGAGCGAACGAUGCACUGCGAGCUCAGAAAAUGAAUCGACUUGUAAGCCAAAUGCGAAUUGUUGCGAAGACUCACGGAUCUUUUGAUCCUAAGCAAAAUACUGCUCUUGCGAAGCUGAUUGAAGCUGCGAAGGCCGACAACCUUUCGACCGAAAGGAUCAAAUCAGUGUUAGCUAAAAUGGCAGCUUCUAAAGAUACGCGGGCAACUCUAGAAAUGAAAGGACCAGGAGGUGCGCUGAUGAUUGUGGAACUUAUAACUGAUAAUGCUGUCAAAACGAAGCAGGAACUAAGAAGUACUACGAAAAAGUUCCCCAUUCAGUUUGUGGAUGGUGCAGCUGCAAGUGGAAUCAGGUUCAACUUUGAAGAAAAAGGUAUUGUGACUGCUGUGAUGAAGAACGGGAAUGCCGAUAUGGGGAAAGCAGAGGAAGAUGCUAUCGAAAUCGGUGCGGAGGAUGUGGAGGAGGGCAGCAGUGCUAAUGAGAUAGUUUUCUUAUGCGAACCCAUGGAGUUGAACAAUGUGACUAAAGGUGUGGAACAGAAAGGAUACACUGUUCUGGAUAGCGCAGUCGAAUUUUUGCCCAAGCAGAUAAUUCAACUAGAUGAGAAUGCGAGCGAUAUUUUGAACAAAUUCCUUGAUAUAGUAGAGCAGAGAGAUGAUUUCUCAAAGAUUUACCGAAACUGGUAACAGCAAACUAUCAGUGGGUAAAAAACUAUCAGCAAACUAUCUUUUGCUAAUUUUCUUUGGAUGCGUUCCUUUUCUUAAUUUAUCUGGCUGUUGUCAUAACUGGCAUAGCGAAGUGAAGAAAGGCAAAUGCCGAUUAUUACGAAUUAAAUGAUUCGCUUUGUG